UGUAACAACAGUACUCUCUAAAUAAUUUAAGAUAAAUUGUAGAUUUCAAAACAACUUUAAUUUGUGGCACAAUUGUGGAAAAAAGCUGUUUAAGCACAGCAUCACAACACUCCUCUCCUAUAACAGUAUAUAAGCUUUUUUAUUUUUGGGAAUUUUUUAAAUGUUAUAUUAUGAUUUUAAACAGUUUGUUAUGACUAACAUUUCAGGCAUCAGGCUUGUUGGAGGUUCUCGCUGCUCUGGGAGGUUAGAGGUGCCUCAUGGGAACACAUGGUACACAGUGUGUGACACUGUCUUUGACCAGCAGGAUGCAGAGGUUGUGUGUAGAGAGCUGGACUGUGGGGCUCCUGUACAGGUGCUGGGAGCAGCUGCUUUUGGCAAAGGAAACGCUCAGAUGUGGACACAAGAGAUUCAGUGCAGAGGAGAUGAGUAUCAGUUUGCUCUUUGUCCAACAACACCUUCACAAUUUUGUUCCCAUGAGAAUGAUGUGAGCGUUGUAUGUGCUGAAACAGUGAGAUUAGUAGGUGGUAACAGUCGCUGUGCUGGUCGAGUGGAGGUUCUUCAUGAUGGUGAGUGGGGAACAGUGUGUGAUGUUGGCUGGGAUUUGCCUGAUGCUGCAGUGGUGUGUAGAGAACUUGGCUGUGGAGAGGCUUUAACUGCACCAAAGAGUGCUUACUUUGGUGAAGGAUCAGGAGAGGUCUGGAUUUCUGGUUUACAGUGUACUGGAUCAGAGUUUACAUUGACAAACUGUAGAUUCAAUGGAUGGGGAAUAGAAGCUAAUCAUACUGAAGAUGCUGGAGUCAUCUGCUCUGGAGUCAGGCUGGUUGGAGGAUCUCGCUGUUCUGGCAGAGUAGAAGUGCCUCAUGAUCAGACGUGGAUGUCAGUGUGUGACGCUGUCUUUGACCAGCAGGAUGCAGAGGUUGUGUGUAGAGAGCUGGACUGUGGGGCCCCUGUACGGGUGCUGGGAGCAGCUGCUUUUGGUAAAGGAGACGCUCAGAUGUGGACACAAGAGAUUCAGUGUGGAGGAAAUGAAUCCUAUAUAUCUUUGUGUCCAACAUCAUCUUCUCUCAAACAAAAUUGCACCCAUGAGAAUGCCACUGGACUGUUAUGUUUCGGUUACACUGAUCUCAGGCUGGUAAACGGUCCUGACAUCUGUUCUGGUCGAGUUGAACGUCAGUACUUCAGUAAAUGGGGCACAGUGUGUGAUGCAUGCUGGGAUAUGAGAGCUGCCAGUGGUCCUCUCUCUGUCAGUGUCCACUACUCCUGCCACAACAUCAUCAGCUUCUCCUCCAGUUUCUCCUCCAGUGCGCUCAACAUCAGUCGCUCCUCCACAAACUCCUCCACCAGCGUCUCCCCCAGUGCUGGGAGUCUCAUCUCUGAAGAACUGCAUUCUGGGUAUGAAGAUGCUGAUGAGCUUCUCUCAGAAGAGAUGGUGAAGGAAAUCACACCGGGAUACUAUGAUGAUGUCAUCACUGAUGGACUGAAACCAAAUCUGAACACACCAGAGAAUUAUGAUGAUGUCAUCAUUAAUAGACCGAGCUCUCGUGGGGUAACAGAGGGAGUUCAGGAGGAGUAUGAUGAUGUGAUGAGUGUCAGUGAAGAUGUGAGAAACCUGUUGGACCAGGUGUUCCCCAUUUAG
Cyprinus carpio (common carp) is the source of this 1636-nucleotide messenger RNA. Its product is annotated as deleted in malignant brain tumors 1 protein-like. The transcript is spliced from 10 exons. Bases 161 to 1636 code for a protein of 491 amino acids. Lineage: Eukaryota; Metazoa; Chordata; Actinopteri; Cypriniformes; Cyprinidae. Gene Ontology annotation, cellular component: membrane. The record is from RefSeq and is a predicted model, not a curated record.